AUGUCAAACCAAACCGCUAAAAGAAAAUCCAUGGAGAAAUCUGAAAAAUCCGAAAUCACGAAGAAGUCUAAGUCAGACCAUUGUAAUACCCCUGAGCCGGUUGCCAUUCGUGGUCAUAUUCCUAGUCUCAUCGCCUCCCUUCAAACCGCAACCGAAGCAUUGCAGGAUGAUUACGAUAGGAACGAGGAGGAGCGGGAAUCAACUGAGAAGUGGGUUGCAGCGCUGGAAAAAGACCUAGAAGCACUCAGAGACAGACGUGACGAACUCGAGAAGGAAUGCGAUGAGCUUGAUAACAAAUAUGAUUCCCUUGAUGAGAAAUAUAGAGUUCUCCAAAGCUCAGAAGCCUUCCAGAAAAAUGAGGUCAAGAAGCUAAAAGAUCAGCUCGCCAAGGAAAAAAGCAAAAACGAGGCCUUCUCAAUUGAUAAACGCAAGAUGGUUUCAGAUAUGCUCGGGAAGAAUAAAGAGUGGCUCAGCGAUUUUGAGAAAUUGGAAACAAGAGCGAAGGUGGCGUUUAGCGAGAUGAAUAAAGCUAGAAAGAAAAACGGUGAUUCACCAUAUAGCAAAGAGGAAUUCGAAAAAGUAGUGGAGAGAUACAUAUAG
Messenger RNA from Kwoniella botswanensis, 600 nucleotides. RefSeq lists its product as uncharacterized. The record is from RefSeq and is a predicted model, not a curated record. Lineage: Eukaryota; Fungi; Basidiomycota; Tremellomycetes; Tremellales; Cryptococcaceae. The transcript has 3 exons. The coding region runs from base 1 to 600 and encodes 199 amino acids.